Vitis vinifera (wine grape) is the source of this 1826-nucleotide messenger RNA. Its product is annotated as pentatricopeptide repeat-containing protein At1g20300, mitochondrial. The record is from RefSeq and is a predicted model, not a curated record. Lineage: Eukaryota; Viridiplantae; Streptophyta; Magnoliopsida; Vitales; Vitaceae. Gene Ontology annotation, molecular function: protein binding. The transcript has a single exon. The coding region runs from base 1 to 1596 and encodes 531 amino acids.
AUGGCGUUGGUCAAGUCAAAGGUGCGUUUGUCUCUUUUACGAUAUAGUCUCUCUCCUGUUUCUCAGCAUAGCUUUAGACUCUAUUCUUCUUCUUCGGAAGCCUCCGAAGAAGAAGAUGAAGUAAAGGAGAGUGGUAACAGUGCUGUUAAUAUCGUAUUAUCUUCUGAAGAAACCCUAGUUGUGGAAAAGUUUCAUUCUCUGAUCAAAAGCCACCAACGAAAAAACACUAACCCUGAUCCUAUCUCUCCAAAUCCUCACUAUACUAUUGCUAGUCUGAGUUUCGAUUUUUCCCAAAUCUCCUCCGCGGAUUCUGUCUCCUCCGCCAUCGUCCGCCGCGUGAUUGAGAAAUGUGGUGGUGUCCGCCACGGCAUUCCCUUUCCCCAAACACUAGCGUUCUUCAACUGGGCGACGAACCUUGAAGAGUUUGGGCACUCUCCCGAACCCUACAUGGAGAUGAUUGAUCUAGCCGGGAAGGUACGGCAAUUCGAUUUGGCGUGGCAGUUGAUUGAUUUGAUGAAAACGCGAAACGUAGAAAUCCCGGUUGAGACGUUCACCAUCCUUGUUCGGCGGUAUGUGAAGGCUGGAUUGGCUGCAGAAGCGGUCCAUGCGUUUAAUCGUAUGGAGGACUAUGGCUGCAAACCUGAUAAGAUUGCAUUUUCUGUUGUGAUUAGUAGUCUAUCUAAGAAGAGAAGGGCAAUUGAGGCUCAGUCCUUUUUUGAUAGUUUGAAGGAUAGAUUCGAGCCUGAUGUGGUUGUGUACACUAGCUUGGUUCAUGGGUGGUGCCGAGCAGGCAACAUUUCAGAAGCAGAGAGGGUUUUUGGGGAAAUGAAGAUGGCUGGAAUUCAGCCCAAUGUGUAUACUUACAGUAUUGUGAUUGAUGCAUUGUGUAGAAGUGGACAAAUUACGCGUGCCCAUGAUGUUUUUUCAGAGAUGAUUGAUGUAGGGUGUGAUCCAAAUGCUAUCACUUUCAACAACCUAAUGCGGGUUCAUGUCAAGGCAGGUCGAACGGAGAAGGUUUUACAAGUUUAUAAUCAGAUGAAGAGGCUUGGAUGCCCUCCUGAUGCCAUCACAUACAAUUUUCUCAUCGAGAGUCAUUGCAGAGAUGACAAUCUUGAAGAAGCUGUUAAGAUUCUUAAUUCAGUUAAGAAAGGGUGUAACCUAAAUGCAUCAUCUUUCAAUCCGAUCUUUGGAUGCAUUUCAAAGUUGGGGGAUGUCAAUAGUGCCCACCGCAUGUUUGCUAAGAUGAAGGAUUUGAAAUGUAGACCCAAUACAGUGACAUACAAUAUAUUGAUGCGGAUGUUUGCUGACAAAAAAUCAACCGACAUGGUUCUCAAGCUCAGGAAAGAAAUGGAUGAAAAUGAAAUUGAGCCUAAUGCGAAUACUUACCGGGUCCUAAUUUCAACUUUCUGUGGAAUUGGGCAUUGGAACAAUGCAUACUCGUUCUUUAAGGAGAUGAUUGAGGAGAAAUGCUUGAGACCAAGUCUGCCAGUUUAUGAGAUGGUGCUUCAGCAGCUGAGGAAGGCAGGGCAGCUAAAGAAGCAUGAGGAAUUGGUGGAGAAGAUGGUGAAUAGGGGAUUUGUUACUCGGCCUCUAUAGGAGUAGCUUAUGCAUCUAUGAAUUAAAUUAGGUAACCUGUAAUUUGCUCUGUUGUCAUUUGUUUUGGAUCAUGGUAACUUAUUUUUUCAACACUCAGAGAUCAAAAUUUUUGGCCCUGUAUGACAGAAUAAUGAUGCGGUUGCAGCUUCUCAGAACUAAUUUUGGAAAUUUAUUGUUAAGGAUUUAGAAAAUCACACAUUGGUUCUUUCAAUAUGAAGUUCUUUUCUAAA